UUAAGGGGUGCCUUGGGACUGUUCAUAAUUUUAAAGGGUGCCUCGGGACUGUCCAUAAUUUUAAAGGGUGCCUCGGGACUCCAUAAUUUUAAAGGAUGCCUCGGGACUGUCCAUAAUUUUAAAGGAUGCCUCGGGACUGUCCAUAAUUUUAAAGGAUGCCUCGGGACUGUCCAUAAUUUUAAAGGAUGCCUCGGAACUGUCCAUAAUUUUAAAGGGUGCCUCGGCACUGUCCAUAAUUUUAAAGGGUGCCUCGGGACUGUCCAUAAUUUUAAAGGUUGCCUCGGGACUCCAUAAUUUUAAAGGGUGCCUCGGGACUCCAUCAUUUUAAAGGAUGCCUCGGGACUGUCCAUAAUUUUAAAGGAUGCCUCGGGACUGUCCAUAAUUUUAAAGGAUGCCUCGGAACUGUCCAUAAUUUUAAAGGGUGCCUCGGCACUGUCCAUAAUUUUAAAGGGUGCCUCGGGACUCCAUAAUUUUAAAGGCUGCCUCGGGACUCCAUAAUUUUAAAGGAUGCCUUGGGACUGUCCAUAAU
Molecule: messenger RNA, 529 nt
Organism: Staurois parvus
Lineage: Eukaryota; Metazoa; Chordata; Amphibia; Anura; Ranidae
Source: the annotation of a GenBank genome assembly